CCUGGGGCUGGGCUGCAGGAGAGGGGAGUGGUGGUCUGUGCCAGGUUUAUCUUUGUAAAUGUGCUCUAAAUCUCUGGUUUUGACUAGGAAUGAGGAGCAAGCCUUGGACGUGCCAGGGAUGAUUCCAAGAUUUUGAAGAUGUGACCAGGGAAUGUGGGGAGAUGUGAGAACAAGGUGAGACGUUUUCAUGGAAUCCCAGAACAGUUCGGGUUGGAAGGGACCUCAAAGCUCAUCUCGUUCCACCCCCUGCCAUGGGCAGGGACAGCUUCCACUAGACCAGCUGUUUACUUAAAGAAAAGGGAAGGAACUUUCAGCCUGUCUUUUGCUCAAUCGUUUCCCUUUGCUGUGAGUAAACCCUCGGAAAUGGGCACGGAGCUGGAUGUCACAGCUGGGGCUGUUGGGGCAUCAGCGGCACAGCAGGAGAGGCUUGGAGAAGCUGCAAUUACCUGGAGACCUGGAAGUACUCGGCAAGACCUGCGCUGAGCCAUAGGAGUCCCACCAAGAAAACCUACCACCACCUUCAUCUUUGCUUCUACUGGCUGUAAAGGAGAAAGCAUGAAUCCUGCCCUGCCUUGGAUCAUUCCUCUUGGAUGUGUACUGCUCCUGACAAUGACAGCUGAAUGCUUUAUCCUGCCCAACUCAAGUCACCUGGAGAGCAUCCUGAGCAAAUAUCGGGAUGGGGAAGCUCACUCCAGAUCCAAGAGAGCCAUUUUAUUUUCAGACAGGCAGGAGAUACUGAUGCUUCACAAUAAACUGAGAGGCCAAGUGUACCCAGUGGCCUCUAAUAUGGAAUACAUGACCUGGGAUGAUGAGCUGGAAAGAUCAGCCCACGCCUGGGCUCAGCAGUGCAUCUGGGACCACGGGCCCAGUGACCUCAUCAGGUCCAUCGGGCAGAACUUGGCAGUUCACUGGGGCAGGUAUCGAUCCCCAGCUUUCCACGUCCAGUCUUGGUAUGAUGAAGUCAAAGAUUACACAUUCCCUCAUCCUCAUGAGUGCAACCCGUGGUGCCCAGACAAGUGCACAGGCGCUAUGUGCACACACUACACCCAGAUAGUCUGGGCCACGACCAACAAGAUUGGCUGUGCCGUGAACGUCUGCAAGCAGAUGAAUGUCUGGGGAGAAAUCUGGGAGAACGCUGUCUACCUGGUCUGCAACUACUCCCCCAAGGGCAACUGGAUUGGAGAAGCUCCCUACAAGACCGGCCGUCCCUGCUCUGAGUGCCCCCCGAGCUAUGGAGGAGGCUGCCAGCACAACCUCUGCUACAAAGAUUACCGUUAUGAAGAUCCCAUCAUGGGUGAGACAGAUGAGACUAAUGAAGUGGAAAUUCCACAGCUGGCAGAGCAAAAGCCAGUGAGGUUCUACCCUCCAGAAAGCAAGCCCAGCAAAUCCAUCAAGCCCAAGAAAAUCAUCCCAGAAUCCUACAUGACACAAGUCAUUACCUGUGAAACCAAGAUGAGAGACAAAUGCAGAGGCUCAACGUGCAACAGGUACUUGUGCCCAGCUGGCUGCUUGUACAGUAAGGGAAAGAUCUUUGGAACAUUUUAUUAUGAAAGUUCAUCAAGCAUUUGUCGUGCUGCCAUCCAUUAUGGCAUCCUGGAUAACAAAGGAGGACUGGUGGAUAUCACGAGGAAGGGGAGAACACCUGCUUUUGUGAAGUCCACCAGGAACGGCGUGGAGUCCUUUAGGAAAAGUAAACCUUCCAACGCGUUCAUGGUUUCCAAAGUCACAACACAGACACUGGACUGUUACACCACAGUAGCUGAGUUGUGCCACUUCAAAAAGCCAGCGAGCCACUGCCCCAGGAUUUAUUGUCCAGCCCACUGCAAGGACGAGCCGUCGUACUGGGCACCCGUGUUUGGCACCAACGUUUAUGCAGAUAGCUCCAGUAUCUGCAAAACUGCAGUGCAUGCAGGAGUCAUUUCAGAUGAAAGAGGUGGCUUUGUGGACGUGAUGCCUGUAGAAAAGAAGAAGAGUUACGUUGGCUCCUUAAAGAACGGCGUCCAGUCGGAGAGCUUGAAGAAUCCUUCAGAUGGCAACGCUUUCCGAAUUUUUGCCGUGAAGCAGUAAAUUCCUAGGGAAGGUGCAGGUUUCUUUGGGAGAGGGCUCUGUCGACCUCCAGGAGACGCGAAAGCUCCUCUGACGGCAUCAGCUCUGACCGUACCCUCCUUGCCGAUCUCUUUCAGGGAAUUCUAAAAGAAAAGGGACUCAUACCAAAAAAAAAAAAAAAAAAAAAAAAAAAAAAAAAGACAAAAAAAAAAAGACCCCCCAGGUUCUGACUCAGCUGUUCUGACUCAGCUGUUCUGACUCAGCUGUUCGCAUCUCAUCGCACCCGUGCAGCGUUGUAUCUUUUCGUCUCGUGUUUUCGUUUCUCUAGGGGCAUUCAGCAAGGACAAACUGUUCUAACUUCCAAUUUACGAGAGGUGUGCUACACAGAACGGCGGUGGCUCAAGGGACAGCAGGUGUAGGGAUCUCAGCCUGGCCCUGGAUGGCAUUUUUAGGGUGUGGAGCAUCUACUGUGGCGGGUGUGGGGACGUGCGUGGCCGAGCAGACUGAGAAGUGAGCAACCGUCCAGGCGCUGGACACUUUGAAACUGGUUUAGAAGUUGCAUUGCUUGGGGAGAGGAUGGGUUUUGAGAGAGUGGUUUUGUGUGGUUUCUGUGCAAAAGAAGAGAUAAUUUGGUCUUUUCCCAGUGAGGGGGCAUGCACCAGCACUGCUGUGUAAGGCGGCUGGGGCAUCAUGUUGAGUGACGGUGUCACGUUUGUGGGAGAGGACAUUCUUUGACAGCCAGACAUUGAGGUUUCUGGGGACUGGAGUGGGGGUGUAAAAUGGUGGCAGAGAACCUCGCUGCAGAAAAUGAGGCCACCAGGUAAUCAAAGGAGCAGGUUUAGUGUUUGCUGGUCAAACACUCACAGGUAUUUUGCAAGCCUGGCAACUUAUGAGAAGUCAGUGAAUCGAGGCUCCUGUGCUGGCACAUCUCAUCCUAUAUUCCAUGCCAUUUCAAGUACAGUUAAAUGCAGUGUAUUGUUUUAUACAGCAGUGCUGGUUGUUUUAUCUGUAGUAGUUAUAUAGUGAUAAAAUUAAUCUUAUUUCUGCUAGGAAUGGUUGCAUCCGUGGGAAGCACGUUCACUUUCCCUUUGUGAAGCCCCUUGUGGUGUGUGCAGUUCUGAGACUUCAAAGUUAUGGCAUAAAUUGGGGUAGAUUAAUUUUUCCUGUCCACUUUGUGAAGCCAGCAGAUCCCCACUGCCGGUGUAAAUGCUGUACCUGGGAGCACUGGCUGUGCAGGAUGGUGGGUUUUGCCAGACUCAUAGGUGUUGUAACUAUGUUAUUUUGGAUUUUGGUAAUUAUGUCUUGACCUGCAGGCAAAUGCAUUUCAAAGCCAGGAGAAGGGCCUACCAUGACCUGCUCUUCUAAGGCAGAAGAAUAUUCUCUGCUUUAUAAUGGAAAUGAAUUUUUAGAGUUGGUCUAAACACAAAUCUGGUGGUGUUUUGGUGUCUACACAUGACUUCAUUAGUCAUGAGAAGACAAUGUCAACUGUAGUUCUUCCAUUCUUGUAAAUGCAGAGUUCUUCUACUCAAUAACUGAAUGAUAAUAUUGUGUAACAAAUGGGGAAAUAUUUCCCUCUAUUUGGCAUAUGUCUCAUAGCUGCUCUUACACUCUGAGUAUGUUUGAUUUAUUUUAGACAGAUACAAGAGCCAUCUCUUCCAGCUAUUUCAAAACACAGACCAAAAACAUUUAUAUGAUUAAGCACUUCUUUAAUUCAGUAAACACCAUGAAAUCAGCAAGGAAAUGACAUUUAAAUGGCAUUUAUCACUCAGUUUGUCUCACCAUUGGGGAUUAUUUCUCUGUAAAAUCUGAAUUUGGAAAGAGACCUUUUGCAAAACAUGAAAUUGGAGCUUCUUUGCAUCGUCUCCAAAAGUACUGCACAGAAAACCUACCUUUGGGGUGGAUAGAGAGAAGUGACUCUGUAUGUCGUCUCUGUUUAUGUAGUAUCUUCCUCUAAGAUGUACAGUAUUCACUUUAGAUAGGAAAACUGAGCUAUUUUUUUUCUUACUGGGUAAAUUGAUGUUAAAAAAAACAGCUGGAACAUAUCUUAGAGAAGCUGCUGGUUGGAAGCAUUUGAGAUGUUGGCAGUGAGAUAAAGCUUCCCUGUUUCUGCCCGCUGUGAAUAACUGGGAUAGACACGGUCUGGUUCAAGCCCAUCCAAUGAAUCUGGGACCAUCACGGGCCAAAUGGCAGCCACGGGGCUGUUAAUUGAAUUGGAAAGAGUAAGAGAUGCAAUCAGGGUCAUGGGGACUGCAAGAGCACAUAAAACACCUUGUAGGAUCCCACCUCCCUGAUAAUCACGGAGGGAAGGUGAUGGAAAGAAAUGUGAGGGCUCUUGGAGUAAAGCCCAGGGGAUUAUUGUGAGCACAUAAAAAUCCAAACAGCUUGGGAUGUAUCUACCUGAUGGAAAGGGGACAAGGGGAGGGUUAUUAUUCCAACAGAAGUGUCCAAAAACGCUUAAUUCAAGUAACAAUUGCGUAUUUUUAUCUUCAGCCAACUGGUUUGGAUUUUUUAGAAACCGAUGUUAAUUUAAGUCUGUAUCUGUUUAUUUUUAUAUUUGUUGUACAAAAGAGAAAUUGUGACUUUACCACACAAAUAUUAUUCGAGGUCCUGGGUGCUACUCAUUUAAACAUACCUCCACCAGAAUUAGGUGUGAUCAGGUCCUCCGAGGCGGUCACGAUAUAUCGAUGACUUGCAAUCACGUGUGCUAGCUGUUCACAAACAGGUGGGACGGUUUGUAGCCAGAUAUUUACUGAUUUUAUUUCUGAUGCCAAAACAUGCCUCAGCCUAAUAUAUUUCAGUGCAGCUUAAAGAUGCAUCAGGUCUUUGUCUCGCCAGAUUCCUCCUUAGCCCCCAGCUCAGCAGACCUGUGGGCAGGUGCCAGCUUGAAGCACCCACGUUGGGUCUUGAAGCGAAGCUGAGGCUGCCUGGUUGUACUUUGCUGAUACAUUGAUUUUUUUUUUUUUGAAGGCAAGCAAACCUCCAGAAAACCAGGGCAAAAGCUGAAGCUGUGGCUGGUGAGCUGGGGGAGGGGCGGGGGUGUCUGUUGGCUCCAUUAAUUUCUCCAUUUUUAAGACACUCAGCCAACAGCCGAUUGAGGAGGCUCCAGUUGGUCAGUUGUGCAGUCUAAAUAUUUAGGGCCAGUUCAUAGAGUUGCUUCUUUUUUUUUUUUUUCUUUUUUUCUAUGAAAAAUGAUGUAUUUUACUUCCUAUGUAUAAAAGUUACUUGUAAAUUUUCGUGUGCCUUUGCAUGUUUUCCAAGGGGCCGUGUGGUUGUUUAUAAACUAGAUUUUUUUUUUUUUUCUAAAUACAGAAUUGUAAAAUAUCUUUUUCCCCCCCUUCCAUUUUAUUUUGAUUUCUGAAUUAUUUGUGAAAUAAAACCUUCCCAGAAUGAA
Myiozetetes cayanensis is the source of this 5437-nucleotide messenger RNA. It is a transcript of the gene CRISPLD2, whose product is annotated as cysteine rich secretory protein LCCL domain containing 2. Gene Ontology annotation, cellular component: extracellular region. Bases 556 to 2067 code for a protein of 503 amino acids. Lineage: Eukaryota; Metazoa; Chordata; Aves; Passeriformes; Tyrannidae. The transcript is spliced from 18 exons. The record is from RefSeq and is a predicted model, not a curated record.